AUGUUCUUUAAUAGAAAGCCCAAAGCACCGGCCGUGCCAGCUGACUGGCCAUCACCUUAUCACAAUAAAUGUAACCAACCCAACUGCCGCUAUCCAAAUCCUCCACAAGCUGCAAAGGGUGUAUAUAUAUGCAAGGGUGUACCAGGUGGUUUCUUCUGUGAAGGUACAUACAAGGUAUCGAACGUCAAGGCUCAGGAAGCCACACUAUAUUACAAGGAAAUAUCACGUCGCACCGCAGAGGCAGCAUUACGUUCUGAAGAAGAGAGGAAACGCCGAGAGGUAGAUUGGAAAAGGUCAGAGAUGGCGAAACGGAGGCGAGGUAAGGAAGAGCAGGAGGAACGUCUAAGGGAAGAGAGGGUGAGGCAGGGGUACGGACAGCGGGUUCAUGUUCUUGGUGGUGUGGAGAUCAGACAAGUAAAGCAACACGUGAGGCCUGAUCCACGGUCUGGUGCUGUGCAUCGACCUUCACAGGCUCAAAUUGAAGAGGAGUAUAUAACUGAUCGGAAGAUGAUGCAGAUGUACCCCGAACGGAGGAUACGGCCACGAUGGAUAUGAGACCAUUCUCAAUUUUUGGAGACACUUCGACAUUUAUGAAAAUUAACUAACCAUCUGUGCUAUGACCGUACCUUAUAUGUAUUAUGCUAAUCAAAGGAAUUUAUGAAAA
This is a messenger RNA of Serpula lacrymans var. lacrymans S7.9, 664 nucleotides long. RefSeq lists its product as uncharacterized. NCBI's taxonomy places the organism in Eukaryota, Fungi, Basidiomycota, Agaricomycetes, Boletales, Serpulaceae. The record is from RefSeq and is a predicted model, not a curated record. The coding region runs from base 1 to 555 and encodes 184 amino acids. The transcript is spliced from 3 exons.